UAUGUGUUUUCACGUUCGAGUCUCCAAAAGUCUCUAAUAACACCAGAAAAAGUCACUAGAUUUGUCGCUAGUCGCUUUUUUGAAAAAGUCGCUAGAGGGGUCUGAAAAGUCGCUAAAUAUAGCGACAAAGUCGCUAAGUUGGCAACACUGAUACGAACUCGUUAUCUCGUUGUAUUUUUCCCCUCCCGUAAUCGGAAGGGGUGUCCUCCUCUGUCGUGAUUGGCUAGUGAGUGUACAGUUUAAGGGUCGGGACCAAUUACUGCAUUAGCCAUUGGUCAGACUUGGCUUAUGGUUAGCAAAAGCAGUGUCGAUUGGACAAUGAUCUAGUCUAUCCUAGCGCAUGAGGCAGCAUUUACCACAGUUUGCUGAAAAUAUGCGAAGAAAAAGAACGCCCUUCUGACGGUGUUAAAGUAAUCUUUUAGGAUAGCAGAUUUUGUAUUGGACAUGAGUUUUGAGUGGCCUUGGCAGUAUAAUUUCCCCCCAUUCUUCACAUUGCAGCCAAAUGUUGACACUAGACAGAAGCAGUUGGAAGCAUGGUGUUCACUUGCACUGUCCUAUUGUCGCCACCGAAAGCUUUACACUGUGGACAUGCUUGAGGUACAGGAGAGUCCCAUGUUCAGCAACAAGAAGAUUGAAAGAAAGCUUUCUGUUGAAGCAAUAGAAGUUGUAUUUGAGGAACUAAGAAAAAAAGGAAACCUUGAAUGGAUGGACAAAAAUAAGACACGCUGUUUAAUCAUGUGGCGAAGACCUGAGGAAUGGGCAAAUCUUAUUUAUCAGUGGGUUUCUAGAAAUGGCAUGGUCAACUCAGUCUUUACACUUUAUGAACUUUCUAAUGGCGAUGACACCGAAAAUGAAGCAUUUCAUGGGCUAGAAGACUGGAUGCUGCUGCGUGCACUGCAGGCACUGCAGGCUGAAGGCAAGGCGGAAAUUAUAACAAUGGGUGAUGGAAAGGGUGUCAAGUUUUUCUAGAAGCCAAUCUUUUCCAAUUUACACAUUAUGACUGUGUCUUUUUUCAUUUCAUUAGAUAUUUUUGGGCUUAUCUCUUUGGUAAAUAGGCUAUAGGGUAUGGCUUUUCUAACAUUGACCAAGUACAAACUCCAUUUCCAAAAAGUUGAGACAUUUUGUAAAAUGCAAUAAAAAGAAGAACCUGUGAUGUUCAUUCUUGUAAAUUUUUUCUUGGCUAAGAAAAGUAAAAUAUUUCAUUGUAUUUUGUAAAUCUUUACAAACACAUUUAGAAUUUGAUGCUUGCAACACACUUAAAGUUGUGACAGAGGCAACAUAAGAGUGAGAAGUUACAGUGUUUUGAAACAUUCCACAAUAAGCUUGGUAACAGGUGAAAUGUUCAUAAUUGGGCAUAAAAGGAGGAUCCAGGCUCAACAUUUACAAUACACCAUUUUGUACCAAACUUCAUGAGAGAAUUGUCGAUCAAUUUAAAUAUUUUUCACACAAAUUUGCAAAUAAUGGAGGUUUUUCACCAUCCACUGUACACAGUUUUAUGAAAACAUUCAGGGAAUCCAGAAAUCUCACAAUUCAGUUAACAAAUCAGUUAAAACAUUGGAAUUUUUUUCUUUGUACUUUUGUCGGUUAAAUAAAGAUUUAAGAGAAAUAACAAACUACAGAUUCUUUUCUGGAAAUGGGGUUUGUAAUAUUAAGCUACUUAAAGUGCUAACAAGGAUUUUAAUGCAAAAAUCCUGUCCACUGUUGCCACUGUUGUUGAGUUACACAUAUUAAACUAAUUAAAGAUACAAAACAUUAAAUAUUAUUAAUUACUAGUUAUAACUAGUAAUAAACUUUUAUAAUAUUCUUCAGCAACUUCAAAAUGUCAUCAUUUUUCAGUUGGCUUUUAAUAUCAGCAGGGCUGUUCUGAUUAAUUGAUUAACGUUGAGAGCCAGGCCUCAGUCAGUACCUGACCUCACAAAUGUUCUUCUGACUGAAAUUGCAUAAGUUCCCACAGACACUUCAAAUUCUUGUACAAAGCCCUCCCAAAGAGUGGAGUCUGUUAUAUUUUGCAAAAUGGGAGGGUGGCAACUCUGUUCCCAUAGUUUUGGAAUAAAAUAUCUAACAUGCUAAUGAUCAGGUAUUCACAUACCUCUGUAAGUAAGUGGUACUAAGCAGGUGUGGCUGCAUAAGAAAAACCAUCAACAUUAUCUGAUAUAUGGGUGCUGUGAGUUGCUGAAUUUUAAUUUAGGACUAUACCUGAGCCUCGCACACAGGUAUAGACAGCCUGAAUUAAUUUAAACAUCUCUAAUUUAUCCGUCAGUCUGGUAACAAAACAAGUUGUUGUUGAAGGUUUGAAAAAGUGUCUUAAAUGUUAAAUUUGUUAAUGAUUAGUUAUAAAUAAUAGUGUGUCUAUUAAUUGUAUAAACGUGUUACUAUUGACUUGCAAGACCAUGUAAUGGUUUAAAGAUCUGUUAACUGGUGUGGAAUAUCACUUAUCCAAGUGAACUCCUAUUCUACUUGAAUAUAUCUCUUCUGCUACCAUGAAACCAAUCUUGAGUGCUUAAUCUGUAAGAUACAUAAGGAUGCAAAGUUUACAUGCACAACCAGUAAUGGCAGUGAUUUUGUUGCUGCCACUUUGCAGUAGCACUAUUCUUGUCUGUGUCAGUUUUCAAUGACUUUUGUAUCACUGUGAUGCUGAAUAAAUAAAUAAGUGUGGUUUAAAUUUUCA
Molecule: messenger RNA, 2668 nt
Organism: Trichomycterus rosablanca
Lineage: Eukaryota; Metazoa; Chordata; Actinopteri; Siluriformes; Trichomycteridae
Gene: vps25
Product: vacuolar protein sorting 25 homolog
Exons: 6
Coding region: 445-969 (174 amino acids)
Biological process (GO): protein transport to vacuole involved in ubiquitin-dependent protein catabolic process via the multivesicular body sorting pathway
Cellular component (GO): ESCRT II complex
Molecular function (GO): protein homodimerization activity; structural molecule activity
Source: RefSeq, a predicted model, not a curated record